UCUCUCUACGUUUCUCUCACUACCAACCGCAUUUGAACAGGGGGGAGAAGUUUUCUCUCUCUACCAGCUCUCCUUCUCGACGCCUUCGCUCUGAACACUCUGAAUAAUAUGUAUUUAUAUAUUCAUCGUUGAAUCAGUUCCAAGACCCAUUCUUACUCUCUCUCUCUCUGGAUUUUCAGCCUGCAGAGAACGCCGCUUUCAAACCUUGAAAAUCCAGUUCAAAGAGAAAGUUGCGGAGAAAUUCGGCACAAAAGAUCAAGAUUUUGAAUGACCCUUUUUUUACUAUAAGUAUUGAGAUUUUACUCUCACAGGUUGUAGGGGGAGUUGCUCACGAUUUAUGCCGGAUAAGGAAGAAAGUCGCCGGGAUAAUUCCUUUUCCGGUGAAAAAAAGGCAAGAGAAGCAAGUUUGAGAGAGCAUUCGCCUGUGACUUAGUUGAUUUAUGGAAGAAAAUUUUACUUCGAAGGAAGUGACUGUGUAAAUUUUCAGGGAAAAGUUUUUCAUUCAACGAAUUUGAGGUAUUUAAAUUUUUAGCAGAGGUUACUGAGUUCGUUCAUUCAGAGAAACUCUAUCUCAGGAUAAAAAGGAGUUUGUGGACAAUUGAGCCAGAGAGGAACAGGGCAUCGCCGAAAGAAACUUCAUUCCAACAAUUUGCUUUUUCUUUCAGGCCAAAAAUGGAGAAGUUCGACAAGGUUUGGGGCUCUGGUAGAAGAAUGAGCCGCAACAUGAGUAGAAACAUGAGUAGAAACAUGAGUCGGAACAUGAGCAGAAGGACCAACUGGGGAGUGGAGGACGUCUUUGCAAGGUCCGGACAUAGCAGGAGAGCUGACGAAGAUGAGGAAGCCCUGAAAUGGGCAGCUCUUGAGAAGCUCCCGACCUAUGAUCGGUUGAGAACCAGUAUACUGAAGUCGUAUACAGAGGAAGAGAGACUGGUUCAACACCAGGAAGUCGAUGUGAGAAAGCUUGAUAUAAACCAGAGACAAGAGUUCAUAGAGAGAUUGUUCAGAAUUGCAGAGGAAGAUAACGAGAAGUUCUUGAGGAAGCUCAGGAAUAGGAUCGACAAAGUUGGAAUCAGGCUCCCUACUGUGGAGAUUCGAUUUGAGCACUUGACAGUGCAAGCAGAAUGCCAUGUAGGGAGCAGAGCCCUCCCUACACUAUUGAACGCAUCAAGAAACCUUGCGGAAUCGGCUCUUGGAUUAGCAGGAAUCAAGCUUACAAAGACAACCACCCUCACCAUUUUAAAAGAUGCGUCAGGGAUCAUAAAACCUUCGAGGAUGACACUUUUGUUGGGGCCUCCAUCUUCAGGGAAGACAACCCUUUUGCUGGCUCUUGCUGGAAAAUUAGACCCAAGCUUGAAGUCGAAGGGAGAAGUCACAUACAACGGCCACCGAUUGAAUGAGUUUGUUCCUCAGAAGACUUCAGCUUACAUUAGCCAGCAUGAUGUACACAUUGGAGAGAUGACUGUUAAAGAAACUCUCGAUUUCUCUGCAAGGUGUCAAGGGGUUGGAACUAGAUAUGAGCUUCUAUCUGAACUUGCGAGGAGAGAAAAGGAUGCCGGGAUUUUCCCUGAAGCUGAAGUCGAUCUUUUUAUGAAGGCAACCGCUAUGAAAGGAGUUCAGAGUUCACUUCAAACUGACUACACACUAAGAAUUCUUGGCCUGGAUAUAUGUAGAGACACUAUAGUUGGAGAUGAAAUGCAGAGAGGAAUCUCUGGUGGCCAGAAAAAGAGGGUCACUACUGGGGAGAUGAUUGUUGGGCCGACAAAGACCCUGUUUAUGGAUGAGAUAUCAACUGGCUUAGACAGCUCCACCACCUUUCAAAUAGUAAAGUGCCUUCAACAAAUUGUGCACUUAACUGAUGCCACCGUUUUCAUGUCGCUUCUCCAGCCUGCUCCUGAGACCUUUGAUCUCUUUGAUGACAUUGUUUUGCUAUCUGAGGGUCAAAUUGUGUAUCAGGGGCCUCGAGAACAUGUGGUCGAGUUCUUUGAGUCCUGUGGCUUCCGGUGCCCUGAGAGAAAGGGUACUGCUGACUUCUUGCAGGAGGUUACUUCAAAGAAGGAUCAAGCGCAAUAUUGGGUUGACAAGAGAAAACCAUAUCGCUACAUCCCUGUUUCAGAAUUUGCAGGAAAAUUCAAAAGGUUUCAUGUUGGGAUGAACCUAGAGAAUGAACUCGCUGUUCCAUAUGACAAAAGCAGAAGCCACAAAGCAGCUCUGGUUUUCACCAAGUACUCUGUUGGGAAAUGGGAGCUUCUUAAGACCUCCUUUGCAAAAGAAUGGCUUCUCAUCAAGAGAAACUCCUUUGUUUAUAUCUUCAAGACAGUUCAGAUCAUAUUAGUGGCUUUCAUCGGAGCAACUGUGUUUUUGAAGACACGGCUUCACACUAACACAGAAGAAGACGGUGGGAUAUAUAUAGGAGCACUUCUAUUUGGGGUGGUAUGUAACUUGUUUAAUGGAUUUGCUGAGCUUUCAAUGACCAUCCAGAGGCUUCCUGUCUUUUACAAGCAGAGAGAUCUCCUCUUCUACCCUGCAUGGGUUUUCACUCUCCCAAAUAUGCUACUCAAAGUACCCAUAUCAGUGCUUGAGUCAACAGCUUGGAUGGUAAUGACUUAUUACACAGUUGGCUUCGCGCCUCAAGCUAGCAGGUUUUUCAAGCAGUUUUUGAUCAUAUUCUUGAUCCAACAAAUGGCAUCUGGGCUUUUUAGGGUCACCGCUGGGAUUUGCAGGUCAGUGACCAUUGCCAACACCGGAGGAGCUAUGUCUUUGCUUAUGAUCUUCAUGCUCGGAGGCUUUAUCCUUCCUCGAGGAUACAUUCCUAUUUGGUGGAAAUGGGGCUACUGGGCUUCACCUCUUUCUUACGCAUACAAUGCCAUCACCGUGAAUGAAAUGUUUGCUUCAAGAUGGAUGACCAAGAGGGCGCCUAAUAGAACCCCUUUGGGUAUUGCGGUUCUUGUUAAUUUUGAUGUUUUUCCUACGAGCAACUGGUUUUGGAUUGGGGCAGCCGGUCUGUUUGGAUUUAUUGUGCUCUUCAAUGUUUGCUUCACCCUUUCACUCGUGUAUCUGAAUCCCAUUGGAAAGCAUCAAGCUGUGAUUUCUGAAGAAACAGUUGCUGAAAUGGAGUCUCAACAAGAGGGUACCAGUGAAACACCAAGGAUCAAGGUAUCGGGGUCCAGAAAAGAACAUAAGCGGUCAUUGUCUGCCGCAGAUGGGAACAACACAAGAGAAAUGGCAAUUAGGAGAUUGAGCAGCAAAACGGAUGGGCUUAGUCGUAAUGCUGAUUCAGCUCUAGAAGCAGCUACAGGAGUGGCUCCAAAAAGAGGGAUGGUUCUUCCAUUUCCACCUCUUGCCAUGUCGUUUGAUGAAGUCAACUAUUAUGUCGACAUGCCUCCUGAAAUGAAGGAUCAGGGUGUAACAGAAGAUAGAUUGCAACUACUGAGAGGAGUAACAGGAGCGUUUAGGCCUGGAGUUCUUACUGCCCUUAUGGGAGUUAGUGGAGCUGGUAAAACAACUCUAAUGGAUGUGCUUGCUGGUAGGAAAACAGGGGGAUACAUUGAAGGGGAUAUCAAAAUCUCUGGUUACCCCAAGAACCAGGAGACCUUUGCGAGAAUUUCGGGUUAUUGUGAACAAACUGAUAUCCACUCUCCCCAGGUCACUGUUAGAGAAUCAUUGAUCUACUCUGCAUUCCUUCGCUUACCCAGUGAAAUUAGCAAGGAAGAUAAAAUGAUCUUUGUGGAUGAAGUUAUGGAAUUAGUAGAGCUCGAUAAUCUCAGGGAUGCUAUAGUGGGGCUUCCUGGUGUGUCUGGUUUAUCAACAGAGCAGAGGAAGCGCUUAACUAUUGCUGUUGAGCUUGUGGCAAAUCCUUCAAUCAUUUUCAUGGAUGAGCCCACUUCAGGACUUGAUGCAAGAGCGGCGGCUAUCGUAAUGAGGACGGUUCGGAACACAGUAGAUACUGGGCGUACAGUUGUUUGUACAAUUCAUCAACCCAGCAUUGACAUCUUUGAAGCAUUUGAUGAGCUUCUACUGAUGAAGAGAGGUGGCCAAGUAAUCUAUUCAGGGCCUCUGGGCAGUAACUCCCACAAAAUCAUUGAAUAUUUUGAGGCCAUUCCAGGUGUUCCAAAAAUCCAUGACAAAUACAACCCUGCGACAUGGAUGCUUGAAGUGAGCUCCAUUGCUGCUGAAGUUCGUUUGAAUAUGGACUUUGCUGAGUACUACAGGGAAUCGUCUUUGCACCAGCGCAAUAAGGUACUGGUUAAGGGGUUAAGCACUCCCCCUCCAGGAUCAAAGGACCUGUAUUUCCCUACAAAGUACUCUCAACCACUGGCGGGGCAAUUCAAGUCUUGCCUUUGGAAACAAUGGAUCACUUACUGGAGAAGCCCUGAUUAUAACCUUGUGCGCUAUUGCUUUACCCUUGUUUGUGCUCUACUUCUUGGAACCAUCUUCUGGAAAAUUGGCGAACAAAGAGAGAGCUCGGUGGAUCUGAAUGUGAUUAUUGGCGCAAUGUAUGCGGCUGUGCUCUUUGUGGGUGUCAACAAUUGUUCCACUGUGCAACCGCUUGUGGCCAUAGAAAGAACCGUAUUUUAUAGAGAGAGAGCUGCCGGAAUGUACUCUGCCUUGCCAUAUGCCAUAUCUCAGGUGAUCACUGAAAUACCAUAUGUGUUAUUCCAGACUACAUUUUAUACUUUGAUAGUGUAUUCUAUGGUGAGCUUUCACUGGACGGCAGUCAAGUUCUUCUGGUUCUACUUCAUUACCUUCUUCUCCUUCCUCUACUUCACUUACUAUGGUAUGAUGACCGUCUCUAUCACCCCCAACCAUCAAGUUGCUGCCAUCUUUGCCGCUGCCUUCUACUCUCUCUUCAACCUCUUCUCAGGAUUCUUCAUCCCCAAAAAGAGGAUCCCAAAGUGGUGGAUAUGGUACUAUUGGAUCUGCCCUCUUGCCUGGACCGUCUAUGGUCUCAUCAUCUCUCAAUAUGGGGACUUGGAGGACGACAUCAUUGUGCCUGGUGGAGGUAAGCAAAAAAUCAAGGACUUUGUCGUCAGUUACUAUGGCUAUGACACUGGAUUCAUGGGUCCAGUUGCUGGAGUUCUUGUUGGAUUCGCCACGUUUUUCGCCUUUGUCUAUGCCUGGUGCAUCAAAUCCUUGAACUUCCAACAAAGAUGAGAAUAGAUAUUACAGGAGUUACCAAAAAUAAAAGAAGGCGAUAAUUUUGGCGAUAAUUGUGUACAUAUAUGGGUUUGUUAAGAUAGGGACAUGAAUUGAAGACGAUUCAUGGCAUCUAAUGGUUGUUAGAAAUGUUUAGAGAUCUUUUCUCCUUCUUCUUAGGUAUUGGUUUAUUUAUUUAAUUUUUAAGCUUUUUGAGUAAAGAUCUCUUGCCAAUGGUGGGAAAAUGUAUAUGUAAAUGUCUCUUGUACUUGUAUUUCUAUGCAGAAGCAUCAAUGAGUUGAAUUUUCAGAUUAA
This is a messenger RNA of Amborella trichopoda, 5448 nucleotides long. RefSeq names its product ABC transporter G family member 42. The record is from RefSeq and is a predicted model, not a curated record. NCBI's taxonomy places the organism in Eukaryota, Viridiplantae, Streptophyta, Magnoliopsida, Amborellales, Amborellaceae. Gene Ontology annotation, cellular component: membrane. Gene Ontology annotation, molecular function: ABC-type transporter activity; ATP binding; ATP hydrolysis activity.